AUGGCGCUCACCAACUCAAUUCUUCUUCUCACACUAAUAACAAUCAUCUUCACAGCUCAAACCACCACCGCACUUCCACCAGAAACACUCACAAACGCCAUAGAAACUUUAUCAAAUUCCGGCUAUAACGCCAUGUCCUUAACCCUAAGUGCCAUCUCCGACGGAUCACUCUCUCACCACAACGCCGCCACAAUCUUCUCACCGCCGGAUCAUGCUUUCGCUGACUACGGUCAACUGUCACUCUCUCUCCUUCAAAUCCACAUUUCUCCGAUGGCCUUCUCUCUCUCUAGCAUCCGUUCUCUCCCUUUCGGUACCAAAAUCCCUACCGUUGAUGAAUCUACUUUCCUUAUCGUCACAUCUUCAUCGUCAAACGACGUCGUUUCGAUUAAUGACGUCAGGAUUACCGGUUUUCCUAUCUUCGAUGACGGUUCGUUGAUCGUUUACGGUAUUGAGAGCUUCCUAGAUCCGAAUUUCACCGUUCCGGAUAGUCCGAUUCAAAUCAGUAACGUGAAUCACUGUACGGCGUCGUUUCGAGGUAGUAGUGAUAAUAAUAACAUUAUUAGUUCGUUUCAUGAUGCAGCUAAUGUGUUGAUUUCUAGAGGUUACUCUGUAUUUGCUUCGUUUCUCAAUUUACAAAUUGGAAGUCAAAGUCAAAAGGAGAGUCAAAGUCAAAGUAGGUUGACUGUUUUUGCGCCUAGUGAUGAAGUGAUGGUGGAAUAUUCCGGUAGGUUUCCUGAUUAUCAAAGUCUGUUUCAUCGUCACGUGUUGAAAUGUAAGGUUUUGUGGAGAGAUGUGAUGAGCGUUGAUGACGGAACUAGUUUCGAUACAUAUUUGGAUGGAUUUAAGGUGAAAAUUGAUAGAUCUGGUGGUGUUUAUAAGGUGAAUGAGGUCUCGAUUACGUUUCCGGAUAUGUUUCAUAGUGACUGGCUUGUGGUUCAUGGAAUUCGUGAUGUUUUGAGUUUGCCUGAGUUGUUUGAUGAAAUUGGUGAUGGUGAGGAGGAUCAGGAUGAUAGUGAUGAUUCUGUUGGUGAAACUCUGGUUAGAAGUUCGGGUAGAAUGUUAAUUACUGCUGCUGCUGCUCCGGAUCGGUCUGAGUUUUGAAUCCGUUUUUAGGUGCUUCAAUCAGCAAGGGUCAAAGUUAUGGCAUAGAGGAUCAAA
Messenger RNA from Erigeron canadensis, 1158 nucleotides. Its product is annotated as putative fasciclin-like arabinogalactan protein 20. NCBI's taxonomy places the organism in Eukaryota, Viridiplantae, Streptophyta, Magnoliopsida, Asterales, Asteraceae. The transcript is spliced from 2 exons. The record is from RefSeq and is a predicted model, not a curated record. The coding region runs from base 1 to 1101 and encodes 366 amino acids.